AUGAAGGUGCGGAUGGUUCAGUCCAAAGGUUCCAGAGGUCUCCGAUUGGCCAGCGCCGUGGCAGCACCUCUGAAUUUCCCCGCCUCCCAGAUCUUCACCAACUGUUACUACUUUCCCUCUGAGUUCUCAUUGGUUGCCACGGUGAAGAUUCAGACACUGAGACAGAAGACAAAUGAGUACAUCUUCUCUGUGGUGAGGGAGGGAUCUGAUUCGCUGUUGCUGGGGUUACGAGUGUCUAAGAACCGCCUCCACUUCUUGACCACAUCCCCUGGCCCUGGUGGGCGGAGCCGAAUGACUUUUAAGGACGUUGGAUUGGACAAUAACCGCUGGCACACAGUGGUGCUGGCUGUCACCGGGCCGUACGCCACGCUGACUGUCGACUGUGGACUUCCUCUGGAGCUUAAACAGGUCCAGCCCUUCCCCAGCCAUCUGAGCACCAGAGGGUCCCGGUUCUUCGUCGGCAGCAGGGGGCGGUGGAGGGGGCGCUUCUCCGGUUUACUGCGGCAGCUGGUGCUGCUACCCGGUUCGGACGCCACGCCCAGACUGUGUCCCUCGCCCGACCCCGCUCUGACUGAGCUGUCCAUCCCUCAGGUCCUGAAGACCACCCCCUUCCAGCCGGACCAGCAGGGACCAGUUUACACCUAUG
Molecule: messenger RNA, 646 nt
Organism: Neolamprologus brichardi
Lineage: Eukaryota; Metazoa; Chordata; Actinopteri; Cichliformes; Cichlidae
Source: RefSeq, a predicted model, not a curated record